AUGCACGACGACGCGGCAUUCACGGCGUUCCUCUCGCACGAGUUCGACCGCCUCGACGCCGACGGUAACGGCGCGCUCUCGCUGGGCGAGUUAAAGCCGGCGCUACUGCGGCUCGGGGAGCUAUUAGGGAUGCCGCCGGCCGGGACGGCACGCGAGGUUGACGAGCUGGUGGAGGGUCUUUUCGCGUCGUUCAUGUCGCCGGAUCUCACGGAGGAGAUUGGGCGGGAUUCGUUUGUCCGGAGGACCCGCUAUCCACGCUGGUCUACGACGGGGGGCGCGCUGCGGAGAAUACUGGGCAGCGCGGAGGAGGCGGAGGCGCUGAUUUCGGCGCUGUUCGCGGAGCUGGAUACGGACGGCAGCGGGUGCAUCAGCAAGAGCGAGCUGCGCCCCGCGCUCGUGCGGUUGGGGCUUCACGGGGGCGACAGCACCACGGCCGAAGCGCGCGAGCACCAGGAGCAGGUGCUGGAGCGAAUCAUCGACCGGUACUGUCUGGACGGCGACGGGGAGCUGUGCCGCGACGAGUUCUCGGCGCUGCUGCUGGACGUCUUUAAAGACCUCUCCUCCGAGCUCGAGGCCGCGCCGCUGUACCUGCCGCAGCGCGCCACCGUGCUCAACGGCGCGUACAUAAAAAAGAUCCUGAACGACGACGAGUUCUUCACGGCGGUAUCGGACUCUAUGUUCGAGGAAUGGGACGUCUCCCACAAGGGCUACCUCGUGUGCACUGACGCCAUAGCCGGCUUCCGCAAGCUCGGCCUUGCCUACGGGCUCCCUCCGCCCGACGCCGCGGAAGCAGACAAGGUUUACACGUCGCUCUUCCUCUCCGCGGACGUGAAUCUGGACGGGUUUGUGGACAAGGGGGAGUUCCGCACGCUGCUGCGCUCGCUCUUCAUCGGCAUGCAGCUGCAGCUGGAAGAGACGCCGCUCGUGCUCGAAUCGUCCGUGGAACCCAAGGGGGAGUCUAGAUCCGACGGUACAGAAUCCGUUUUCGACGGGCCGAAGCUGCUCGCGUUGCUGCGCGAGGAGGGCGGCGGGCAGCGCGUGCGGAGAUUUUUGGAGGAGAAGUUUCAAGAGAUGGAUAAGGACGGGCGGGGGCGGGUUCCGCGCGAGGCGGUGCGCGCGGUGGUGGCGCACGUGGAGCAGACGAGCGCGCUGCCGUCGCCGCGGCGGACGUCUUUUCAGGCGCCUCAAAAGCGCGCGGAGCAGACGAGCGGGCUGCCGUCGCCCAGACGGACGUUCUCCGCGGGGAGCCCGGGGGUGGGGGGAAGACGAGGGGAACGGGAAUCCCAAGCGUUGUUAGAAUCGGCGCGCAGACGAGGGAAUAUAGCGCCUGCUGGGAUUGCUGCUGGGAAUGCUGCGGGGGACGCGGGGAGUGGUGAUUGGGAGAGCGCGGAGCAGGAGGUGGCGUGCGAGGAGUUUGUGGAUGCCAUGAUGCGCGUGCUGCAGCGCAUGGGGGACGCCGUGCAUGGUGCGUGCGGGUUCAAGGGAUGGACGAGUGAGUGUAUGGUGCGUGCGCGAGAGGAGAAGAGGACGUGUGCCCCUAUCCCGUGGCAGCACUUCUUGGCGGACUUCCCCCGCCACCCCUUCCCGUGUGCCUCAUUCUCCGCCACCCCUCCUCCCCUGCCACCCAUCCCCCGCACUCCAGACGACCCUAUACUGCAGUUCAUGGCGGACGGGGCGAAGAUGCAGCAGCUGAUGGAGGAGGAGGGGGAGCUGGCGGACGACCCCGUACUGCAGUUCAUGGCGGACGGGGCGAAGAUGCAGCGGCUGAUGGAGGAGGAGGGCGAGCUGGCAACGCUCAUCGACAUUCUCUUCAGCAGCCUCGACACCGACGGCAGCGGCACCAUCUCCUACUGCGAGCUCAAGCCCGCGCUCUCCACCAUGGUGCAGAACAUGGGACUACACACGCUCUGCCGUGAGUGCCAUCUCUCAGUUUAUGUCCGCAUUAGUGGCGGCUUCACUGGUAGACCUCCUCCUCUCUGCCUCCCACCCCACCCCUCACCACCGCGCAUCACCCCUCCUCUCUCUAUAUCGCUCGUUCUCUCUAUACUGGGCAGGGAGCGCGUCAACAGAGAGGGUGGUGGCACAGCUGGUGAUGACGCACGGCAAGGGCCGUCUGGACCUUUCCCUUUCCACUGCACCCCUCUCCACCACACAUCACCACUCCUUCUCUGUCUCUUGUUCUCUUUCUGCGGUGCAGGGAGUGCAUCAACGGAGAGUGUGGUGGCGCAGCUGGUGAUGACGCACGGCAAGGGCCGUCUGGACCUCUCCCGAGACCAGUUCACUGCCUUCAUGCGCGUGCGUGCUGCUGUUUGGAGGGGAGGGGAGGAGGGUUGGGGCUUGCAUGUGGGGGGGCUUGUGUGGGGAAGGCUGGGUCCUCUAGACCUCUCACGAGACCAGUUCACCUCCUUCAUGCGCGUGCGUGCUGCUGUUUGGAGGGGGGUUGGGUUACACCUCUUUCCACCCUCCUCCAUUGCCCUCCCGCUCCCUCACUCACUGCAUCCCCUCCUUGAUCCCCCUCCCUCGCACCCUCUGCAGGCCACUGGCGGGAAGACUGGCAGUCAGACUGGCAGUCAAGCCAGUCAAGCAGGCCACGAUGCCACGGUGUCUGAUCUGGCGGGCAGGCUGGCAGCGAAGCCGGAGGAGGAGGAGGAAGGGCAGGUGCUGGACGGCAGUAAACUGCGCCAGGAAGCAUCACCUCUUACCCACUCACCACCCCUUUCACUCCCCGCUGCCCUCCCCUCCCACCUCUCCCCCCUUGAGAUCCUCGGGGACAGGCGGCUCUUCCAGAAGAUCUGGGAGAACACCUUCACCUCCUGGGACGUGUCCUGGAAGCGCUGCCUCUCCCCCUCUUCCCACUCCCUCUCAAUCCACACCCUUUCCCCCCUCUCCUGCUCUCCCCUCCCACCUCUCCCCCCAUCAGAUCUUGGGCGACCGGCGGCUCUUCCAGAAGAUCUGUGA
Closterium sp. NIES-65 is the source of this 2958-nucleotide messenger RNA. The record is from the annotation of a GenBank genome assembly. Lineage: Eukaryota; Viridiplantae; Streptophyta; Zygnematophyceae; Desmidiales; Closteriaceae.